Cuculus canorus (common cuckoo) is the source of this 2955-nucleotide messenger RNA. RefSeq names its product activin A receptor like type 1 (gene ACVRL1). The record is from RefSeq and is a predicted model, not a curated record. The coding region runs from base 330 to 1808 and encodes 492 amino acids. Gene Ontology annotation, biological process: transforming growth factor beta receptor signaling pathway; heart development; angiogenesis. Gene Ontology annotation, cellular component: BMP receptor complex; plasma membrane. The transcript has 10 exons. NCBI's taxonomy places the organism in Eukaryota, Metazoa, Chordata, Aves, Cuculiformes, Cuculidae. Gene Ontology annotation, molecular function: SMAD binding; ATP binding; transforming growth factor beta receptor activity, type I.
AAGAGGCAGUAAUAAGAAACAUUUUUCUGACUUCUCCCACAUCCACACCACAGAGCAUUCACCGAGCGGCUGCGUUAGCACCACGGGGCCGCCGAGCCCCCCGGGGCCAGUAACGGAGGCAUUCGCCCACCGUAACGGGCACUGCUGUGGCUACGGGAGCCACCACGGUGCCAGGACGGGUGGAGGGAGGCGAGUGGCCCCAUGAAGCCCCUCCAAGCUGGGGUGCAGGACACGGAGCUGAGCUGCCCCGGCUGAGCCGUGCGCGUCGCUUCCGAGCUUGGGAUCGCUGGGAGCCGGGCUGUGCCGCGGGACGUGGAUGCUGUAGGACGAUGCCGUGCGGAGCGCGUGCCCGGGCGCUGCUGGCGCUGCUGACCCUCUCCCUCGGCGUCGCCGACGAUGAGCUGCUGUGCGCCUGUGAUGUUCCGUACUGCAGCCUCCCCACCUGCACCGGCAAGGUGUGCUUCAUCAGCAAGAGGAAGGAGGAUGGGACCAUCACCCAGCACAGGGGCUGCUUCUCCGAGAACAUCCUGGAGAACUGCCACACGCCCGUGACGGAGCAGUACGGCAUGAGGUGCUGCGAGUCCAGCAUGUGCAACGCCGAGCUGGAGAUCUUCCUUCAAGGAGAAGACACCCUGGGAAAGGAGCCUUCCCUGCCCAACCUCCUCCUGAUGAUCUUCGUCCCGCUGCUUGCCCUCCUUGUCCUCACGGCGCUCACAGCUCUCUUCUGCUGGAAGGUCGCUCAGCACCGCCACAAGAAAAGUGACUUUGGAGACAUGGACCUCAUGCUGAAAGCAUCCAUGGUGGGAGACAGCACUCUGGAGGACUUGUUGAAUGAUGACUGCACCACGGGCAGCGGCUCAGGGUUGCCCUUCCUCGUCCAGCGCACCGUGGCUCGGCAAAUCACCCUCGUGGAGUGUGUGGGCAAAGGACGCUACGGAGAGGUGUGGCGAGGCGUGUGGCACGGGGAGAGUGUGGCCGUGAAGAUCUUCUCCUCCCGGGAUGAGCAAUCGUGGUUCCGUGAGACAGAGAUCUACAACACCGUCCUCCUCCGGCACGACAACAUUCUGGGUUUCAUCGCCUCUGACAUGACAUCAAGGAACUCCAGCACCCAACUCUGGCUCAUCACCCACUACCAUGAGAAUGGCUCGCUCUACGACUACCUGCAGAGGACGGCCCUGGACGUGGAGACCUGCCUGGGACUGGCCUCCUCCAUCAUCUGCGGCCUCGUCCACCUCCACGUGGAGAUCUUUGGCACCCAGGGCAAGCCCGCCAUUGCCCACCGUGAUCUAAAGAGCAGGAACAUCUUGGUGAAAAGCAACCGGCAGUGCUGCAUCGCUGACCUGGGGCUGGCCGUCAUGCACUCCCAGGGCAGCGACUACCUGGACAUCGGCAACAACCCGCGGGUGGGCACCAAGCGCUACAUGGCCCCGGAGGUGCUGAGCGAGCAGAUCCGCACCGACUGCUUCGAGUCCUACAAGAAGACAGACAUUUGGGCGUACGGCUUGGUGCUGUGGGAGAUCGCCCGGCGGACGGUGGUGAACGGAAUUGUGGAGGAGUACCGGCCGCCUUUCUUUGACACUGUCCCCAGUGACCCCAGCUUUGAGGACAUGAAGAAGGUGGUGUGCAUCGACCAGCAGACCCCUGUGGUCCCCAAUCGCCUCUUCUGUGAUCCGGUUCUGUCGGCGUUGGCGAAGGUGAUGAAGGAGUGCUGGUACCAGAGCCCCUCGGCGCGCCUCACCGCCCUGCGCAUCAAAAAGACGCUGAAGAAGCUGAACAACUGCCUGGAAAAGCCCAAAUCGGAGCAGUGAGCACCCGGGUGGAGCCAACACCGGGAUAGCUCACGGUCACGGAAGGAUUCCCACCCACAGCCCCCACCUCUCCCACCCUUUUUGGAUUGGCGAAGAGGGGAAAAAAAUAGGAGGGGACAAAAAAAAGUAUCAAAGGAGGAAUCUUCAGAUCUUCCAGUCUGGUUCUAAAAAUACCCCCGGAUCGGUUACCCGACGCCGGCGCGUCUCGCCUGCGCAGCACGGGUGGCAACGGGUGCCAAAGGGUGGCGGCCCACCCUGAGCCCCCUGGCCGGAUGCCACGGUGAUGGGCACCGGAGACGACUCCAUCCCUGAGCACCCACCAAUGGGUGAUGCCCCAAACCUGCCCACCCGGGGCAUCAGCAGAGGGGACGUUGCCGGCGCUGGGCAGUGUCUUUCUCAAGGAGACCUGGAUGGUGUUGGGAUAGGAUGGUCCAGCGCAGCGUCCACGUGGCCGGGCUGGAUCUGCACCCUGGCACAUCUUGGGGCGCCCCGGGAUGAGGAGAUGCUGGCACCAAAUAGGGUCUCAGCACCCUGUGGGCCACAGGGACCCCUGAAAUGGUGGUUCCCACAGUCAUGGUGGCCUCAUCCUAACCUGAGGAGCUGUCAGCACCCAGCAGGGCCUCAGCACCCAUGGGGACCCACCAAGAUGAAGGCUUCCACAGCUGCAGCGGCCUCAUUCUUCCCUUGAGGAGCAACCAGGGCUCAGCACCCAUGGGGACCCACCAAGAUGAAGGCUUCCACAGGUGCUGUGGCCUCAUUCUUCCCUUGAGGAGCAACCAGGGCUCAGCACCCAUAGGGACCCACCAAGAUGAAGGCUUCCACAGCUGCAGCGGCCUCAUUCUUCCCUUGAGGAGCAACCAGGGCUCAGCACCCAUGGGGAUCCAUCAAGAUGAGGCCUUCCACAGCUGCAGUGGCCUCAUCCUUCCCUUGAGGAGCCACCAGCGUUCCCCAUUCCCUUUGGUCUUUGCCCACAGGUCGAUGUCCUCCGGAGGGCUCCGGUGGCCCCUCCAGCCCACAGGACCCCAACGCACCCCUCGGUGGGGGAUGUUUGUCGACGCAGGUCCCGGACCUUCCGCAGCUCCCGCUUCGCGUCUUCCUCCAGAAUUAUUUAAUUAAGAUUUUAAUAUAUUGAAUAAAGUGCUAAAGC